This is a messenger RNA of Propithecus coquereli (Coquerel's sifaka), 864 nucleotides long. RefSeq lists its product as uncharacterized. The record is from RefSeq and is a predicted model, not a curated record. Lineage: Eukaryota; Metazoa; Chordata; Mammalia; Primates; Indriidae. The coding region runs from base 1 to 864 and encodes 287 amino acids. The transcript is spliced from 6 exons. Gene Ontology annotation, biological process: regulation of DNA-templated transcription.
AUGCAGCGACCCACAAACCCCUCACUGGCCUGCGUGGGCGGCGACGCUGCGCAGCCCACCGAGAGCAGCCCACGGCGGGGUCCCUCUCUGUGCUCUCUGCGUGGGGGCUCCCCGGGGACUGCAGGGAAGCACACACGGCCCCACAGCCACACCUGGUACUACAUCCCUGGCCUGGACCGACGCAAUCCGGGCCUCCAGCUCCUGUCUCCUUGCGGCUUCGCGCCUGGAUCCGCCUGCUCCGUGCUGAAGAAGCGGCUGGCAGAAGCUUCCUCCUCCGUUUCGCCCCCGGCGCACCCACAAUCAGCCCAGCUGGCAGGACAGUCCCACCUGGGGGACUUUGGGGACCGCAAAGGUGAACAGGAGGAGUUCCACUUGCAGUUGGUGCCGGGUGAACGAGGGGCCCGGGGGUCGGCCUGGCUGUCCCCUGACUCGGUGAGAGCAGAGACAAGACAGCUCUCAGGCGGGCCGCGGCCUGGGCCGGUCCGGGAGGGCGGCUCGGGCCGCGCUGGCCGCAGUCGGAAGACGCUGGCUGCCCGGAGGGCCGGAGUGGAUUUCAGGAACAGCUGGUUCCAGAAGCUCCGCGAGCGGGUGCUGGAGUCCGAGGGCUUGGUAUCCUUUGAGGAUGUGGCCGUGGACUUCACCUGGGAGGAGUGGCGGGACCUGGACAAUGCUCAGAGGACCCUGUACAGAGACGUGAUGCUGGAGACCUACAGCAACCUGGUGUCGCUGGGGCAUUGCAAUACCAAACCCGAGGUGAUCUUCGAGUUGGAGCAAGGAGCAGAGCCAUGGAUGCUAGAAGGACCCCCAAACCAGAGCCUCUCAGGUCAGUUAGCAAGUACUGGGCAGAGAUGCCAGGAGGAGUAA